Molecule: messenger RNA, 609 nt
Organism: Pseudozyma hubeiensis SY62
Lineage: Eukaryota; Fungi; Basidiomycota; Ustilaginomycetes; Ustilaginales; Ustilaginaceae
Product: cipC protein
Exons: 2
Coding region: 1-609 (202 amino acids)
Source: RefSeq, a predicted model, not a curated record
AUGUUUAUUCCGUGUCUUUGUGUCGAGCAGCUGUACGCUACACUCUCGCUGUCGCUCUCGAUCAUCUGCAUCCUGCUGUAUGGACUUCCCGAUCAUCUUCCGGGCAAACGCGCCUGCGCAAUCCUUCUGCUGCUGUACCACGGUGUUGCAUCAUCGGUGUUGCUCAAUGCCGAACCGUUCAUCGACUUUGCCUUUGCGGACGCGCUGAGCAAACACGGUGUCAGGAUCGAGACGAUCGCAGGGGUAGCUCAUGGACUCAUGUCGCUCGCGACCGUUUCUUGGUGGCAGUCGAGCUUGGGUGCUGUCAGGGCGUUUGGUGGUGGCAGUGCAGACAACCAAGACCCUCAGGAGCACCAGGCCAAGUUCUCGCACGAAGCCGUCGGCUUCGGAGCCGGUUUCAUGGCGAUGCGCGAAUACGAGAAGCGCCAGGAAGCCCGUGGCGAACACCCCAAGCACGAGAUGGCCAAGGAGAUCCUCGCCGGCAUCGCCGGUGGUGAGGUCGACAAGCUCUUCGAAACCAAGGGCCUCGACUUCCUCGACCGCGAAGAGGCCAAGCGUCACGCCCGCCAGCAGGCCGAACAGCUUUACGACCAGCAGUACGGCAACUAA